Messenger RNA from Daktulosphaira vitifoliae (grape phylloxera), 3338 nucleotides. RefSeq names its product phosphatidylinositol transfer protein alpha isoform (gene vib). The record is from RefSeq and is a predicted model, not a curated record. The transcript has 10 exons. Lineage: Eukaryota; Metazoa; Arthropoda; Insecta; Hemiptera; Phylloxeridae. Gene Ontology annotation, molecular function: phosphatidylinositol transfer activity; phosphatidylcholine binding; phosphatidylinositol binding. The coding region runs from base 406 to 1299 and encodes 297 amino acids. Gene Ontology annotation, cellular component: cytoplasm. Gene Ontology annotation, biological process: phospholipid transport.
AAAACAGGUCUGGCAAUCGAUUUGAAGGUCUUAGAACCUCGUAUUUUUUUUCUGUAUUUUCGUACUCCUGUAUACUCACUUAUCAGUAGUUUGGCAACAUUAGAUUUACUAUCUGUAGUUUUAUGCACAGUUCAUAUUUCCAGAAUAGUGCUUUUUGGGUGUUGUAGGCCCAGUUUUAAUUAUUAAAAACCCUUUGCGUGUUUCUAUUGUAUAUAUAAAUAUACAAUUUUUAUUUAUUAUUUAUUUAAUUGUUAAACAAUUAUAAAAACUAACUUACGAGGUAUAUAUUUAUACUUCGUCAAUCGGAAUAUUAUUUAAAUCAAGAAUUAGUCAUUUUAGCUAUAUAUAUUUUUUUAGCAACGUGUAUAACUUAUCAUUACAAAAUUGUACAAACCCCAUUGAAAAAUGCUCAUCAAAGAAUUUCGUGUAGUGCUUCCUCUCACUGUUGAAGAAUAUCAAAUUGCUCAGCUUUAUUCUGUUGCUGAAGCCAGCAAAAAUGAAACUGGUGGAGGAGAAGGUAUAGAAGUUCUAAAAAAUGAACCUUUUUCAAACUACCCUCUUUUAGGAGGAAAGUAUUCAGAAGGGCAAUAUACCUACAAAGUAUACCACUUGGCUAGUAAAGUACCUGGAAUGAUAAAACUUAUAGCUCCUAAAGGAGCAUUAGAAGUUCAUGAAGAAGCAUGGAAUGCUUAUCCAUAUUGUCGAACUGUAAUUACUAAUCCUAAUUAUAUGAAAGAAAAAUUUACCUUAACUAUAGAAUCAUUCCAUUAUGCUGAUCGAGGGACACAAAAUAAUAAUCCAAACUAUAUGAAAGAAAAUUUCAGUUUAAUCAUAGAAUCUUAUCAUAUCGCUGAUAAAGGUACACAAGAAAAUGUUCAUGAACUUCCACCUGAAAAAUUAAAGCAUCGAGACGUACAAAUGAUUGACAUUGGAAAUGAUGCUGUUUCAUCUUCAGAUUACAAAGAAGAUGAAGAUCCUAAAAAGUUCCAAAGCAAAAAAACUGGACGAGGUCCACUUUGUGGAAAUUGGAUAGAUAAUGCAAAUCCAGUUAUGACUUGCUACAAGCUAGUAUCAGCAGAUUUCAAAUGGUUUGGGCUACAAAAUCGAGUAGAAAACUUAAUUCAAAAGUCAGAACGACGUUUGUUUACUAAUUUUCAUAGACAAGUAUUUUGUUGGAUGGAUCGCUGGCAUGGGCUUACUCUUAAAGACAUUCGAGAAAUUGAGGAUAAAACUAGAGAAGAACUAAAUAAACAACUAAAUGAAGGCACUGUAAGAGGAAUGAAAGCAGAUGCUGAUUAAAAAAAAUCCUCAACAUAAUAAAUCUAAAAUCCAAAGCUUUAUUUCAAAAUUUAUACAACAGAUAAAUUAUUAAUAAUAAAAUAUUGAAAGAAUAGAAACUUACAUUAAAUUUUCUAAAUUUAGUUUUGACUCAAGUUAACAAUAUAGUAUGAUUUGAGUUGUGCACAUUAAUAACUAUAGUAUGCCUAAUCAGCCAAUUAAUCAGUUUUAUUUCUAAUUUUAUUUGAUUUUUUUGCCAUAUAAAUUUUUUAGUACCUAUUUACAUAGAAAGAAAAGUCAUUCCACUUUCUAUAUUUGUCAUUUUUUGUUUUUAUUUUAUUUUGCAGUGUGUGUGUGGGUGUAAUAAAAAUUACUUAAAUAUGGUGAAUGUAUACAUAAUUUCUUUGAGAAUUUUUGGUGAUUUUAUACAAGUAUAUAAUGUUCGGUUUUAGUUAUCAAAACUACUAUUUUUUAUUUAUUUCAUGGUUAUAAUGUUAACUAAUUUUGAAAAUUAUUUUAUAUUAGUAUUUAAUUUUGUGGUUACCAUGAUAAAAUAUAUAUUUAUAUAUUAUUAAACAUAUUUAAAAACAUGAAUUUCAGGUGGCAAAUAAUUAGUUCUUUUUGCAAAUGUAGAAAUAUUAAAAAUAAAAGUGAUAUUAUUAUUGAUUACAUGACAUUUGUAAAAUAACAGUUGUUAAUAAAUGUUAAAACUUAACUAAAGUUAAAAAGCCAUGUCAAAAUCUUUAAAUUAAAGUUUUUUAGAAAAUUAUUUAAGAGUAAUAUAUUAUAAAAUAUUUGUCUAUGCUUUUUCUUUUUAUCUGGUUUUCUCAAAAUGUAUAAUCAUUAUAUUACUUUUUCUAAUAAAAAUAUGAAAUUUUCUAUUAUAGUCUAUCAGUAACAUUCAAUAUGUUAUAUCAGAAGAUAGCAUAAUUUUUUUUGAUUUGAAAUAACUUACUAAUCUUUUUUUGAAAUGAUUACUGUCUUAUAUACAUUAUUAUUUUAAAUAUACAUUAUAAUUUAAUUAAAUGCAUAAAAACAACUUAAAAACUAAAUUGCUGGUUUACAUAAUUCAUUUGAAAAAUAAUUGUCACCUUAAUUAAUCUUCUUUAAUUUAAAAAUAUUACCAAAAUGUAUUACAACUUAUGCAAAGAUGUUAUAUAUCUUUGAAAUUAUUAACCAUUUGUUUUCUUGAUUUUAAAUAAUAAUUAAUUGCAUUUAUUGAAUGUUAAGAUAGUUCUGAUGUUUGUUUAGUAAUGCAAUUUACAUUAGAAACAAGUGGUUUUAUUUUGUUAAGUAUUGAUCUAUCAAUUUGUAAAUAAUCAAUUAAUAAAAAUAUGACUUGUUAACAUUAAAUUUAUUUAUAAGUUACUAAAAACCAUCAUAGCAAUUUGUCUAUUGGUUAAAUUUCUGAACGUUUAUUAAAUUAAAAUAAAAUUCAAAUUGCUUUAAAAAUUGUUGUUAAUUAUUAUAUAGUUAAAAUUUUGUUUUUAAUGUAAUUUUUAUUUUCUACUAAUAGAUUCUUUUUUAUAGAAACUAAUCACAAUUUACAAAAAAAAAAUUGUCUUAUUAUUUUUAUUUUGAAUUCUCAAAUUGUACCUAUUUAUUUUACAAUAAUAUGAAAACCUAAUUUGUUUGGCCUAUUCUUGUAUUAUUACCUCCAUAGUUUCUGUAAUUGUAUAUUAAUAUUUGGUGUACUUAUAUUUAAGUAGCUCUAUACAUUAUAUAUAAUACAUUGAAUGUGACUUAAAAAUAUUUAUGUACUGCCCUUUUAAACUGAUAUUUUAUUAUUUAAUUUAUUAUAGCUUAUAAAAGUCAGCACAGGUAAGAUAAUAUAUGUCUAGUCCUAGUAUGUAAAUAUAUUAGUAAUUAACUGUAGACAUACUAUUUUUUAUGAAAUACUUUCUAGUAUUUUUAUCAGCAGCUAACUUGACUAGCCAUAUUUAUUUCUUUGAAUUCAAUUUAGUCAGUUAAUAAUUCUAUAGAAAUUAAAUGAUAAUUAGAUAAUGAACUGUAUACACAUUAAAUAUUUAUGAAUAAAACUCCUUUUUAAAAUAUCUGAA